Messenger RNA from Trichoderma harzianum CBS 226.95, 267 nucleotides. RefSeq lists its product as hypothetical. The coding region runs from base 1 to 267 and encodes 88 amino acids. The record is from RefSeq and is a predicted model, not a curated record. NCBI's taxonomy places the organism in Eukaryota, Fungi, Ascomycota, Sordariomycetes, Hypocreales, Hypocreaceae. The transcript is spliced from 3 exons.
AUGGCCGACACCGACGCCGUCACUCCGGAUGCCUCGCCCGAAGUUUACGCAUGUGAACAUUCCAACUUUUACGGACAGUGCAGACACUUUGGCGCUCCCUCUGGCGUGUGCCAUCCCAACACGGCGGCUGGUCUCUGCUACUUCCACGAUGACUACAAUUGCGAGGGCAAUAGAUUCAUCUCGACUUAUCCCGGAGUUGCUGAUAUCCCCAACCUGUACCCUGCCUUCAACGACCGAAUCAUCUCGUUCAAGUGCACCGCCAUCUAG